This is a messenger RNA of Boeremia exigua, 1153 nucleotides long. RefSeq lists its product as uncharacterized. Lineage: Eukaryota; Fungi; Ascomycota; Dothideomycetes; Pleosporales; Didymellaceae. Bases 187 to 918 code for a protein of 243 amino acids. Gene Ontology annotation, cellular component: cytoplasm. The record is from RefSeq and is a predicted model, not a curated record. The transcript has a single exon. Gene Ontology annotation, molecular function: cysteine-type deubiquitinase activity. Gene Ontology annotation, biological process: ubiquitin-dependent protein catabolic process; protein deubiquitination.
GACCCCGGUCCGCUCCUGUGCCUGAAUUCUACAACACGCCCUGCUGCCUGUUCUAUGUAAACCAGAUGCCAUUUAGCUUACGAGCUGAUGCGAAGCUGAUACUUUGUCACGACUGACCAUUUAAGCUGCACUUACACAACAAGCCUUGCAGUGCACAGAUUGAACACCUUGACGACCGCAAUCAUCAUGGCGAAGAAAAUGUUUACUGUUCUCGAGAACAACCCCGAGGUGAUCAAUCACUUAGCCAAAGCUCUCGGAAUGGAUGACAGUCUCUCAUUCUACGACGUUUACUCUCUCACUGACUCAGACCUGCUCGCCUUUAUACCACGUCCCGCAUAUGCCUUACUCGUCAUAAUCCCACUUACGCCAACUUGGCAUGAAGCUCGAACCACGGAAGACAAGGACAAGGCUGAAUACGAGGGAAAGGGCGACAGUGAACCGGUCAUCUGGUUCAAGCAAACGAUUGGCAACGCUUGUGGUUCGAUUGGGCUGGUGCACAGCUUGUUGAAUAGCGCUGCCUCGAAGCACAUCACACCGGGAUCUACGCUUGACCAGAUCAGGCAGGAAGCGCUACCGAAGGCUAUGAUGGAGCGAGCGAAGGUACUGGAGGACUCGGAUGCAUUCGAGAAAGCUCACGCAGAGGCUGCACAGCUAGGAGACACGGCUGCGCCUGCUUCUGAUGAGGAAUACGACAAAGGCCAGCACUUCGUCUCGUUUGUCAAGGCAAAAGACGGGCAUUUCUGGGAGCUUGAGGGCGGUCGGAUGGGGCCACUUGACCGUGGCGCAUUGAAGGAUGAUGAGGAUGUGCUCAGCCCUGCAGCGUUAGAAAAGGGUCUUGGGAGGCUGAUGAUAAUCGAGGCUGAGAAGGGCGGGGACUUGAGGUUCUCAGCUAUCGUACUCGCCCCAAAGCUAGACUGAGUAUCGACACUGGCAAUCUUGGGGCCUCGUUCUGCGCGUUCCGUGUUGAUCGCGUUUAGGUUGGCUUGUGUUUUUGACAGAUCGAGCAGCGGGGAGAUUAUCUGUGUUUAGUGAGACAGAAGAGAAAUGGGGUCAGACUUUGUGCAAAGGUAACGUGAAGUGCAAGAAUUGCCUACCAGGUAGCAACGCGAGCCUGGAUCUUCUGAUGUAUUGACCAAUUGAAGCCGUGACUCGG